UAACCUCACAAUAGGUUGACAUUUGUGAUAAUGAGUUAACUUCGAUUAAAUGUCAGAAAUCGUAGCAUGGACGGUACGGAUAAUGCUGAUGGAUCUUUAGAUCCAAGCAUACAGAUAGAAUUGGAGAACUUGAACGAUGCUACGGAUGAUAUAAACAAACUUGAAACCGAAUUAGAUGAAGCUCACACUGCUUUCAGACAAUUGUUAUCUGAGACUACAAAACGGUUAAAGGAAGUUUUAAAUAAGGUAGGAAAUAAUUGUGUUGAUAAAGCAAGAUGUUAUUACGAGGCACUUGAAGUGGCCCGUCAAGCUCAGGUACGAUGUCAACAGCAAGCUCAAUUGUUUCAAAGGGCAAGCGAAAUUCAUGCAGCGGCAAAGGAAACCGUAAGCUUGGCCGAAAGUCGUUUUAUAUCUCAUCAGCACGAAUGGAAUUUUGAUCAGGCAUGGCAGGAUAUGUUAAACCAUGCAACUAUUAAAGUGAUGGACGCUGAAAAUCAAAAAACAGAAUGCGGUAGAGAACAUUAUAGAAGGGCAGUGCUGUUCCACAAUGCUGAGAAAAGAUUAUUAGAAUUAGAAGAGAAACAUCGUCGUUCGAUAAUAAAGGCUCGACCAUAUUUCGAAAUUAAAGCUCAAUGUGAUCAAAUGUUGGCAACGCAAAAAGAAAGAGUUGAAUGUUUACAAAAAGCAAUACAAGAUGCAAAAUCUAAUUAUGCCACGAGUCUCCGCAGACUAGAAGAAAUUAGUAAUCAAAUACAUCAACAGCGUCGAGAUUAUGAUUUUAUAACUAAUGGGCCUCGAGAACCAGGCGUUGGCGCAGAACUAGUUAGUCCACAGAAAACCUUAAAUUAUGACACAGAAUUUAAUCAGUUAAAUAGCAAUAGGAUAAAGAACGUUACAACCGCUCAACUUAACGAAUACGAUAGAAUUCAAGAGUAUAAUAAUACUUAUCAAUUACAAGAAGAUAAUGAACAUCUGGGGAAAAGGUCAGUCGAUGGAAGUGAAGCAACAUCUUCUCAGUGGGAGUUAGAAAUGCAAGUUAACAUAGAAAAUCUCAACAAUGUACCGCCUAAAAAUUCUAUGCACGAUCAUGACAGUAAAAGCGGAAGUAUAUCCAAUUUACGUUUCUACGACGAAGUGAAUUUUAAAUCAAAUAAUUUCACGCCGGAAUUAAGUUGUAAUUUUUUGCCAAACGAACAAUUUUCUGUACAUAAUUUGAACCAGUUUCAAAAAUUGAAAAAUGUUCAAACGAACGUGUCUUCAACGACACCUGUCGAAGAAUCAAACAGAGCGAUUAAUCAAAAUUGCGAUUCAUUAGUAUUAAAUAAAUGUAAAAUUGAUUUUAGAAAUAACAUGUCAAAAUCCUUGAGGAAUAGUCCUACAAAACCGGGGGAAUUCGAUUUACAAUUGACACUUGAUAAACUGGAUACUCCUACAAAAUAUGUGCCAAAUAAUGUCACUAAAUUUUCCUUUAAUAAUAAAUCUCAAAGUAACAGCGAUAUUAAUUUUUCAUCGACUCGUGAUACCGGUUCUGUAGAAAAAUGUCAAAAUUUUUGUGGUAGUUUAAAUAUUAAGACUGAUAAUCUUGAAUUUGAUAAACAAGUAACAAGUUCAAAAUAUAAGAAAGAGUUAUAUACUAUGAACGAUGCUCGUAGCAAUGGCCUAAAUGCCACAAAAAACGUUCAUUCUGCACAAUCGAAUACUCGUAGCAAGUUAAACUCUCAAGCGAGGGAAGAGUCAGUAUCGUUAGAAAAAUCGCUUAGGUCUAAUUCAACGUACGUUUUAUCUACUAGUGCCAGUUCGUCGAUAGAAUUAAAACGCGUAAUGACUUUAUUAAGUGAGAACUCCAUGCGCAAACAGAUAACCGAUGAUUCCAAUAUCUGUUCUGUUGUUAAGAAACCAACGAAAAAGCCAUCGAGCGUUAAAGAACUACCGUUGCUAUCAAUGUUCGAGAAAAGGAAUUUGUUAGCGGAUAGUAAAGGCAAAAGCUAUAGCAUGAUUAACUUAGACGAUAAGCGAAACUUUACGUUAUUAGAUGAUACAUAUUUGAAUAAUGUAAGAACUGUAAGUACAGAAAGAUUGGAAAACUUGAAGGACAAUUUAUUUCUAAAAAUGGAAAUAAACCAAAUUUAUGAUCUUUCCUUAACAAAACAUGUACAUAAAUUGUUAGGGGCAUUAGAUACAACAUCUGCAAAAGAAUUAUCAGAGAUACUACAUAAACUUCAAGAUUACAAGUAUCCAAAGUUAACGGAUGGAAUGUUUUUUGAAUUCAUGAAAGUUGCGUAUCAAGUUAGCGAUAAUUGUGAAAAUUUAACUACAAUAUUGACCACAGACAGUAAACUUGAUUGGAGUAAAUUGGCAAAAAUUAAUGUAUGUUUUGAAUCGCAGAACCAUAACACGACCAACGAAAUAUGCAUGGAGAGUUGUAUUAUGGAUCAAAAUAUAGGUGUCGAUGCAGUGGAUAAAAUGUUAUUCGGAAAGAACAACAUUAAUGUUAAAAGUUCCAUGAAAGCUAUCGCAGCUUCGAAUGAACAGAAGUAUAAUGAAAUUACAGAAAAUAUAGAAAAUACAAAGGAAGAAAGAACAUCGGAUAGAGCAGAAAAUCUUUUGAUAACGUUAAUGAAAACAAAUUUAAGCGAUAUAUUGCACGAAGGUUUAUUGGAUUCAGUUUUACCAUACGUGAUUCCAAAAUCUACAAUAUCACAACCGGUUAUUAAAAAAUCUAUCACGAAUACUGAAAUUAAAAAAUGUAAUUCAUUGAGUAACAAUAUAGAAACAAAAGUAAUUGCUAAUAUAACGCAUAAAGAAAGUGGUAAAAAUAAAAUGAAUAAAAAAACAUUGGAAAACGAAGUGGAAAUCCACGUAUGCGACGAGGAGAAGAAUGUUAAAAAAAAUUUUCAUUGCCCUCAAGAGCUGCUUAUUAAAAAAAUGCGAUACUUUGCUGAUAUAACGGCGGGUCAAAAAUUAGAAGAAAUAGACAUAUCCGUUCACUGUGAUAUUGUAAUUUUCGAUUGGCUAAUGAGAUGGGUAAAAAAGGAUAUUAUAAAGAAAUCUGAAUGGCCAACUUUGGAACCUAAUAACGUUAUUCCAAUAAUGGUAUCCGCUUCCUUUUUACAAAUGGAGCCGCUUUUGGAGAACUGUCUACAAUAUUGUCAUGCUAACAUGUCCAAUAUACUGAAAACAUCAACAAUUUUAACAUGUUUAGACGACAAUCUUCUUACGAGAUUGGUAGAGCGAUUUACAAACGAGGAUGUGGAAUUAUUAAAGGACAAAAAAGACAAAAUUCAAAGUAAAUUGUACUGCAAAUUGAUAAUGUCGCUUGCGGAAGUAAUGCCGGACAAUAAAAAGGGGCAUUACAGUUCUUUGGCCACGUUAUUUAAAUGUAGCAGGUGCGGGAAAAGCAUAAUUCAAUCAGUCUCCAAGCAUGUACCGUGUAUAGCGAGUGCAAUGAUAAUUGAUAAUCACGGACGUAUUCGCAGUAAACAUACAAGAGAUUUAUCAUGGACGUUAAACGAUUAUAUUAUUACUCUCCGUACGGAAUUACGUUCUUGGCGUAAAGUCUAUUGGAGAUUAUGGGGUGAUUGUCAUUUUUUAUUCUGUACACAGUGCAAUAUAUAUUUUCCGAUUCAUCAAAUCGAUUGGUGCUGUAAUCACGCAGAACUUCCACAAUUUUUUAUUAACGAACAACAAAGACCUACACCGUUUCCCUUAGGCAGAUAUCCAUGUUGUAGCCAACGAGCUUAUAGAUUUGAAGUACUACCAAAUCGUGAAGGAUGUAGGUAUAAGGAACACAUUCCAGACGUCAGAACACAAAAUGAUGUAUCUAUAUUAAACAUUUUUACUAUACAUAGAGAAAUAAUAGCGAUGGAACCACCGCAAUUAUUUUUCCCGGAAAGGAUUACUAGAUUAGUAGCUUGUGACGCAUCGUUUCAAUCAGGAAAGUUAACAUGUAAAGAUAUAAUGUGGUGGGUUGGUAUAGAUCUUGCACCACAACGGUCAAAACUUGGACUUCUAGGAAAGAUAUGGAGCGGGUCAGGAUUUCGACGAUCAACUCAAAUACAAGAUUUACAAAGAGCAUUACAAAAGAUUCAUGAAGUUUCCGUUGUAACUGAUACUUCGUCGAACACAUCCACCGUCACGGAUAGCGACGAAGAUGAUGGUGUUAUGAUCGACGAAAAUAGUAGUAUCGAUGAAUCGUAUAAUAGCGAAGAAUCUAAUGCGUGGUCUACUUUAAGAUCAAAAAAUAAGAUCAAGAAAAAAUUAAAAAAUCAAAUCACAUGGAAAAACAAUGGUCGAUCUUGGAGCAACGAUUUAAAAGUAAGACACAAUCAAGAUAAUCAACGAGAGUUUGAAGAAAAAACGGCAUCUCAAAUGACAGCGCUGCUAAUGAAAAUAGUAUCCGCGGAUUCUUCUUUAUUAGCAAACUCAUCGAAUAAAUACAGUUGGAAAAGGAACCAACCUAGCGGUGGUACUUAUACAAGAUUGGAAGCAGAAUUUCGAGACCAAUUAAAUCAGCCAUACAAGAGCAAAAAUAAAACAGGAAAAUACUUUCUACGGAUGAAAUCGAAUAAGUCAUAAAUAUAUGUGGUACUCGGACAAUUGCCACUAAUUAAUAUCUUUCGAAAAAGCUUUAAACCUUCUGAAAGUAUAAUAAAUUGUACAUUUUAUUAUUUAUUUACCUCAGGAGCAACGAUCUCCGAUG
Colletes gigas is the source of this 4699-nucleotide messenger RNA. RefSeq lists its product as uncharacterized. The record is from RefSeq and is a predicted model, not a curated record. Lineage: Eukaryota; Metazoa; Arthropoda; Insecta; Hymenoptera; Colletidae. The transcript is spliced from 16 exons. Gene Ontology annotation, biological process: intracellular signal transduction. The coding region runs from base 67 to 4575 and encodes 1502 amino acids.